This is a messenger RNA of Durio zibethinus, 1497 nucleotides long. Its product is annotated as protein BIIDXI-like. NCBI's taxonomy places the organism in Eukaryota, Viridiplantae, Streptophyta, Magnoliopsida, Malvales, Malvaceae. Gene Ontology annotation, cellular component: plasma membrane. The record is from RefSeq and is a predicted model, not a curated record.
AAAAGAGGCAACGCCAAAAAGAGAGAGAGAGAGAGAGAGACUGCAAGCCUUUGUCAAAGAAGAGAAAGAAGGAUACUAGGCCAAGAAGAUGGCUGAGAGCUCCGCAAGAAGCAAAUGGGUCUUCCUUGUUAUGCUUAUCUUCGCUCAUUUCUCCACUAUAACACUAGCUGAAGAUGGACUGGUAGCAAAUGGAGAUUUCGAGACUCUACCGUCUAAUGGCUUACCAAGCGAGGCAAUAUCGGAUGGGCACGCCGAGGUCCCCAGCUGGAGAACCAACGGCAAGGUGGAGCUGGUAUCGUCCGGGGAAAAAGUUAGCGGCGGGAUGAUCCUCAUCGUGCCCCGAGGGAGGCACGCCGUUAGAUUGGGCAACGACGCGGAGAUCAGCCAGGAACUGACGGUUGAGAAAGGGUCCACGUACGCAGUUACUUUCAGUGCGGCCCGCACGUGCGCUCAGCUGGAAUCAUUGAACGUGUCCGUGCCACCUGCAUCGCAUAUGGUAGACCUCCAGACAUUGUACAAUGUGCAAGGAUGGGACCCCUACUCGAUUUCUUUCGAGGCGGAGGAGGAUAAAGUGCGGUUGAUUUUUAGGAACCCGGGCAUGGAAGAUGACCCAGAAUGUGGCCCCAUUAUUGAUGAUAUUGCCAUAAAAAAUCUUGUUACUCCUGACAAACUCAAAGACAAUGCAGUAGUUAACAGUGGCUUUGAGUUUGGCCCUUGGAUGUUCCAAAAUGUAUCUCUUGGUGUCCUGCUUCCAACCAACCUUGACGAAGAGACAUCACCGGUACCAGGAUGGAUGGUCGAAUCAAUCAGGGCGGUUCGAUACAUUGACUCCAACCAUUAUGCAGUCCCAGAAGGCAAACGUGCCGUGGAGUUAGUCUCAGGCAAGGAAGGCAUCAUUUCUCAAAUGGUCGAAACCACACCAGACAAACUAUACAGCUUGACCUUUUCUUUGGGCCAUGCUAGGGACAAAUGCAAGGAACCACUAGCUGUUAUGGCCUUGGCAGGAGAUCAGGCUCAAAAUUUUCACUACACGCCUGACUCUAACUCCACCUUCCAAGUUGCUAGUGUCAACUUCACAGCCAAGGCCGAGAGAACACGUAUCGCCUUCUACAGUGUGUAUUAUAAUACAAGAACCGAUGACAUGAGCUCACUGUGUGGUCCGGUGGUGGACGAUGUUCGGGUGUGGUUUUCAGGGUCCAGUAGAAAUGAGGUCCGGGCAUUAUUAGGGCUUGGACUUGCUUUUUGGGCGUACCUUCUGGUUUUGGUUUAGAGUUGGAUAACUUUGUUAUAAUGGUCAUGUUAUGCGUUCUAUAUAUGUGCAAGGUUUUCAUUUUAAGGCAUGGUAAUUGCUAUUAGAGGCAAAAAUAUCCCAAGUUUCUAUUGUAUGGUAUCUUCUUUCUGAUGAGAUCGGUGCAUUAGUGCUGUUACAAUAGCAUUUUUUUUCUUUCUUUCUUUGUGAGUUUUGCUUUGAGAAAUGAGAAUGGAUUAAGUUGCAUU